AUGAAGCUGGUUGUUAGACAGUGGUACAAAACCUUGUUGUUCAUGGGGAGAGAGUACCCUGAACAGUCCGGAGGUUAUAAGAAAUUUCGAGUUGUACUUAAAAAGCACUUUCAAAGCACCCCAGCUGAUACUGAGGUACAGUUCCAGAAGGCCAUUGAAAAGGCAGAGUAUGCAGAAAAAGUGCAAAUUAUAGAAUUAGAAGCAUUGUACUUUUUGAAGCGUUACAGACACCUUAAGAGAAAGUAUUACCAGUAA
This is a messenger RNA of Dujonia railenensis, 255 nucleotides long. Lineage: Eukaryota; Fungi; Ascomycota; Pichiomycetes; Serinales; Debaryomycetaceae. The record is from the annotation of a GenBank genome assembly.